Messenger RNA from Daucus carota subsp. sativus, 2477 nucleotides. RefSeq lists its product as uncharacterized. Bases 124 to 2199 code for a protein of 691 amino acids. Lineage: Eukaryota; Viridiplantae; Streptophyta; Magnoliopsida; Apiales; Apiaceae. Gene Ontology annotation, molecular function: chromatin binding. The transcript is spliced from 6 exons. The record is from RefSeq and is a predicted model, not a curated record.
UUUCUUUCAUUUUGUCUGUUCCCUCGCUACACUCCAUAAACAAACUUAAACUUAAACCCUCUCUCUCAUUCUGCAUUUAUACACACAUAUACACACAGCUGCAAACUAGGGUUUGGAGCUUCAAUGGAAGCGCCGGCGUAUGUAAAAUGGAAAGAGGCGUUUGUUCUGAGUGAAAGAGGAACAAAAGAGGUGCGUUAUUACUUGAAACGCAAAGAUGGGGGCUCAGAUCUUGUUGUUGUGGGGAAAAAGAAACAGAGCUUGAUUCCGUUGCCGUACCGUUAUAGAGUUUGUAAUGAAGCUUUGUUGUCUCCGGCUUAUAAGGCGGCUUCUUCUGUGUUGAACCUCAAGUCUCGAAACCAGGUUGUUCGUUGGUUGGAUUCUAUUGUUUCAGCUGCAUCCUCACACCAUCUUCAGCCUCCACGAUCUGGUUCUGGUUGUUUGGAGGUUAACAAUGACUGCCGGUUGAGUUCAGACAAGAUAGAGGGUGGUCGCUUGUGGAAGCUGGGCAAGCAUAAUACUGAAUUCUUAUUGCCUGGUUCUGUAUCAACUUGCAAGGACAAAAGGAAGCGAUAUCAAUCAUUUCAACUUCGUGGUGUUGAAAUUUCGAUUCAUAACUUUGUGUAUGUAUCGGCUAAAGAAAAUAAACCACGCAUUGCCUACUUGGAUGAUAUGUAUGAGGACUCCGGAGGGAAUAAAAUGGCUGUGGUACGGUGGUUUCACAAAAUUGAUGAGGUCUGUAUUGCUUUACCUGAGAUUUAUGACAGAGAGAUUUUCUUUUCUCUUUGUUUUCAACAUCUCAAUAUUGAGUGCAUUGAUGGAUUGGCAUCUGUUCUCAGCCCCCAGCACUACCAGAUAUUUUUAAGAGAGGCUAGGCACACUCAGUUCAAACCCUUUGUUUGCGACAAGCAAGUUGACAAGAACGAUGUCAAACCAAUUGAUAUCACUCAAGUUAAAGGCUACACUGAGCAAAAAAUAUUUGAAUGCAUGUUCACUUCAUCUGCAUCAAAGAAUGUCAAGAAUCACUAUCCUGCCAAAGAUGGUCUGAAUUUGGAUGUGGAGUGUGGCAAUGCAGUUGGUAAUAAACCUAAGAAGAGGCUUCGGAUAUCCUAUAACUCUUCCAAGGUUAUACGGCCAGGCAACAAUUUGCAGGCACCACUGACAAAUCCCACGGUUCCGAAAUUGGCAGACGGUUCAAUUAUUUGUAGAAGUGGAAAUCAAAUCAACCCGUCAAAAGAGUCCAUAUCUGUUGUCUCUUUACCCAACAAAGGCGUAGUUAUGAAGACAGCACAGGUUUUAACUAUUGGUGCUCAAGUUGAAGUGCUUUGUCAGGAUAGUGGUGUUAGAGGAUGCUGGUUUAGGGCUUUGAUUAUCAAGAAAAAUAAAGACAAAGUGAAAGUAAGGUAUCUAGAUAUCAAGGAUGCUGCAGAUGAAGUGCAUAAUUUAGAGGAAUGGAUUUUAUCAUCACGGGUUGCACUACCUGAUGAAUGGUGCUUACGGAUUAAUGGGCGGGCAACUGUCAGGCCAGCACCAGUGUUUAAUAAAGUCCAGGAUGCUUUGGUUGUGAAAGACGGAAGCGUUGUGGAUGUGUGGUGGCAUGAUGGUUGGUGGGAAGGCAUCAUAAUUCGAAAAGAGGCUGAGGACAAUAUCUGUGUUUAUUUUCCAGCGGAAAAACGUGAUUCAAUAUUUUGUCAGAAUGAUAUCAGACCUUCUCAAGAAUGGUUAGGAACUGGAUGGAAACAUAUAGACGACAGACCAGAUCUCCUGGCUUCAGUUUUGUCCAACCUCAGUAGGAAGCAAGAUACUGUUAAGUCCAGUGACAGAAGAUCUUCACCUUGCGAAUUUGUAGCAUUUGAUGACAAAGUGCAGUUUGGUUUUGAUCAGGGAGAUACUUCAUCAAAUGGCUAUAAAGUGGAUGAUGAAUUUGGAGUGCGAGACAUUGUAAAAGAUGAUGUACUGGCCAAUUUAAGAUGGAUGUCUUCAAGGAAGAGAAAACGCAGUAGUAGGAUUUCUUCUAAGAAGCCAUGUCAAAGUGGGACUAAGAAUAAAGGUAGCAUCAGAACUUUUGGAACUCGCACCUGGGAAAAGUUUUUCAUUUCCUCAUCGGUUAAAGUUGAUCAAGAGAAUUGCAAGUACACCAGGGAACCUGCCUUCAGUUCUUCAAUUGUGUCUCCUCUAUCAAACAUGGUUUUGUCACAAUGAAGGUUUCACUAUUUGUCCAUCGAUGUACAUCCGUAGGUUAGAUGACUUUAGACACCGUUCUUAAACUGUCUAGUUUUUGGUAGUUUGCAAGUCUUUUCAGCUCCUUGCACACAUUUUUGCAGCAAUAGUUAGCAUGCCGAGGGUGCAAAUAAUAAUCUCCCUUGGUCACAAAGCACCCAUUGUAUUCUGGUCAAUUUGUAAAAACUUGCUACUAAGGGCCUGAUGCUGGGGAGUAAAACAACAGUGUUUCACACGAAACCGACUGUUUUGCAUUUACA